AACACGUCGUGGUUUAAUGAUUAUGUUCUGUCCCAAACUAGCUGUGUUUCUGUUCUGCGUGCUCUAUCAAUCCAAAUCCAGAACAAACUUCAAACCACUUCCCUCACUCCGUUUUCUUGGUUUCCCAAUCUCAUCUAAUUUCUCUCUCUUUCGUCAUUCUCUUACUGGCCAUCGUGCAAAUCUCAGUUCUCGUGAAUCUUCUCUUCGUGGGUUGAGCUAAGGAAAACCACACACCCCCAUCACAGUUCAAGGUCUCACAUUUCUCUCUUAUGUACACCUCUUUUCUGCACUUUUGUUGUUUCCUUUUUUAUCUUUUGUUGUGCAUUGACCUCAGUAAACAGUUAAAUUGUAGAGGGGGUGAUGGAAAAGGCCAUGGUUGGUCCCAUUACAGUGAAAAAAAGAUUCUAAAUUUUGAAGUGCAACACGAUUCUUCUGUGUUGAUGAUGGUUUAAUUACAUGGACAGAAGGUUGUGAUUUCUAGAUUUGAGCAUAUUGUUCGUUGUGUGAAACUGGGGUACUCAACUGCCGUGGAAUUGUGUGAAGUAUAGAGGGGUAUCAGUGUGUUGGGUUGAAGCUUUUGAGGAAUCUGAGUGUCAAAAGGAUGGGUUUUCUGGGGAUUUAGCUAAUGAAUGAACUUGUGUGAAAGUGGAGCAUGAAUCUGUGAGCAUGAACUGCAAAUUUGACUUUUUGGGAUUCUAGUACCUAUAGAAACUUCCUUGUUGUAGAAUGAAACUUAGUGCCGAUCCUUCUUGUUUGCUUGACCUAAAACUGUUGGGACAUCACGUCGUGGAUUGACAUGAUUUGCAUCAGUAAUCUUUCGACAAAGUGUGAUAGCGGAGUGUGGAUAUUAGGUCUUGUCUUUUCCAGAAGCUAUUCACUAUGUUGAUUAUUCUUGUCAUAGCCUACUGCUAUACCAGCACUUAACAGAUCAUGUCGUACUGCGUUUUGGCAUUCGAAUCUAUGGCAUCUUACAUGAUUUGUCUACUUGUUUGAGCUCAAUUGUAAUUGAAAGAACCUACUCUCAUCGAGGUACACUCUCCCACCCUUGUGGGAAGACGUGUGCAACUAUGUACAACGCAUAUGUUAGCCCAACAGUAUAUGCUGUUAGGUGUAGAGAAACAUUCUCAUUAUCUUUCAAUGGCUACUCAAACUUCUGUCCCGAAAGAUUUGAUGGAACCCCCUCAUACUGUUUGUCAUGUUGUGGUUGUUGUGAUUGUUGUUCAGCUUCCACUUACAGAGUACCUGUAAAGUCUUGUCUUGUAAAUGGGUUGAGGCAAUCUGCUCUUCUUCAAUUGUCAGCAACUAGAAGGUUGAUACUGGGUGGGGGAGAUCAUUACCUUUCCCGGCUGCCAGCUUAUGGUUUCCUCAGAGAUUGUCAGGAGCUUAACUCUUCUGUCAAUGAGAAAACUAUUUGCAAUAGUAGUAGGCGGAGCAUAAAGGGAAGAUGUAUUCGUGUUACCACACAAAAAGGGAGAAAAUUUUCUCAUUCAUUUGGUCCUGAUGAUUUUGAAGCUGUUCUGAGCUUGUUGAAUGAGGAGGCAGAUAGGGAAGCUACCAUUUGUAGCAAAUGUAAGGAUGUGUUUUCAUCCAAAAGAAUGGAAGCUGAGAAAGCAAGAAAAAGUGUUAGGAGAGAGGGACAUUUGAAUUCAGGUGAGAAAGUAAAAUCAGAGAAAGCGGGAGAUUUGAAGCAACAUCAGUCAUCCACCAUAGAAUUGAGAAGAGAAUAUGAAAAACCUAACAAAGAAAGGGAAGCCUUUGCAAACAAUGAAAACCAUAGGAAACGAAGAAAUGUAUCUAGUGGUUCAUCUUAUUAUUCUCUCUCAUCAGGAGAUUUUGGGAGUGAGCUGGAAGCUCAGGAUGAGAUUGGUUUGGAAGAAUUGUCACUGGAAAUUGAGAAGGGCAAAGGAAAUGGUGUGGAGGAACAAGUGAAGGAACAAGUUAAGGAAGAAUUCAAGGGGCAAAGGGAUGACUCAAAGAAGCUGUUGGGUGUUUCAAAUAAGGAAAGAUUUGCGUCUGGUGAGGAUAUUGAUUGGAGCAUAAGGAAGAAGACUGAAAAGAAGCUGACUCAGGGAACUCUGCAAAACACAGAAUCCACAAAGGAACAACAUGAUAUGUAUUUGGGAGGAUUUAAAACACAUGAAUCUGGUCAUAAAAGAUUGUCUGUUUCACAAAACCAAGUCAAUAGUGAGGAAGAUAAAUCAUCUUUUGUUGACUAUUUGGAUAAGAAAACAAACAAGUCAUAUCUUCAAACAGUCAAUAGAAGAAAACAUCAAUCUAUAGAUAUACAAGAGUCUGAUUGUAAUGAAGUUGAGAAAAGUUCGUUAUCACAAAAGGUGUUGAGUGGCAGGGAAGGGAAGCUUGAGAUAUCAGAAAUAUCAUUGAAGAAAACAACUGAUGAACGUGAAAAGAUUGUUGGUUCCACUUCUACCACUGGAAACGAAAUUUUGAAAUCAAAGAAGGCAUUCAGUGGCCAGGAAGGGAGCCUUGCAAUAUCAGAAACGCUAUUACAAGAAACAAAUGAUACUUAUAAAAAAAGUGUUGGUUCUAGUUCUACCUCUCACAAGGAUUUGAUAGAUAGAAGUUCCCUUAAAUAUACUGGGAAUUUAAGAAUUGAAGACAGUGAACGGACUUCAAGUACCAAGAUGAAGGGCAUGGAAGUGAAAAAUGUUUUGAGUUCUGUUCAGGGAGCAGAGGAGCAGCAACACCAAAAAGGAGAGAAGAUCAUUACACAAGCUAAUGUUGAAGAUACAUCUAUCCUGAAGUCUAGAACCAGAUUAAAGAACAUGGAAGAAAAUUUGAACAUAAGCUCAGAUUCAAGGGGUACAUGGCUUCAAACAGAUAAAAGGACAAGUCAGAGUUUCCAGCACAGGAAAGGAUCUGAACUUGUCAGCAUUUUAUCAGAAGGCUAUGCCAGUGAUGAAAAGCAAGUUUCAAGUCCUCAAAAAGCUCAUGAGAAGAUGAAAUUCAUUCCAAAAAGUAAACCAACAUCAGUUGUUAAAACAAGAGAAAGUUCUAGCCAAACUGAUAAAUGGAUUGCAAAUCUAUCAAUUUCUGAUGAAACCACCUCAAGAGAGGAAUCCAGUUUGCAGGGAUCAUUGAAUUUGGUUUCUGGGUAUGGAAAACAUGUUAUGUUAGCAGCAGGUGAAGAAGGGGGCUCUGCAACAAUGUUGAUCCCUUCCUCUUCAGAAGUGGGUGGAGGCUCAGCACAUGUUGAACUCACUGCAGGAAUUACAAACCCAAAUGUCUUCCUUGAAACUUCGAAAAGUGGAUCUUCUGCUUUUUCUGAUAAUUCAGGAAGAAGUUCUGCUUUGCAUCCGGAUGCUCUUGGUUCAGCUGAUCUUUCAGAGAAAUCAUCUAGGCAGUUUGUCGAUGAGUUUGCUGAGAGGAUCAGGCAUGAAAUAACAACUUCCAAAGCACAAGAGAUGGAAGUUACAGGACCAAGGUUGACACUUGAAGUUGGUGGUAAUCAGAUCUACAGCUCGAGACAACAAGGAACUAAAACAGAUGUUCAGUCAAAGGAGCAUGAUUCUAGUCGUUCCUCUGGGUUUCCUGGGACCAAAGGUCCUUCUGAUGAGAUUUGGGAUGUCACUGAACCAUCUAUUGAACAAGGUCUAGUAGCCAAAGAAACAGAGACCAGCAAAGAAACCGGGAAAACGGUCAUUGGUAGAACUGGGAGGUCUUUAUGGGGUAUAAUUUCUGAUAUUGUUCGAUUACGUUGGGGUUCACGUGCUGGUUCCUCAACAUCAGCUGGAAAAUCUGCUGAGAGAAACUCACCAAACAAGUCCGAAAGUGACACAUGGUUUUCUGGGCAGGAGCACGAGGAAACCACUAAAACUAAUGUCAUAGACGAAACAAGUGUACUGCCUCAAGCCAUGAUUUCUGAUAAGUUAAAACUAGGUAGUGAUUCUCACAAUAAACUGAAGGACAAAGGAAAACAUCUUGAAAUUGGAUCGUCAUCACUGAACAUAUUGGAAAGUGGAUCAGUGUCGGUAGGUGCCUCUUAUACUUCUGGAGAGGAAAAUGCUAAUUGGACUGAAGAUAAUAAAGAUUUGAAAGCCACUAAUUCUGGCACACAAAACAUGGAAUUACCGAUUUCAAUACCUGCAAGAGGGCCUUCUAUUGCUGGAGAAACUGUAAGCAUUGGUGGAUCUGACAUGUCUGGAGGAGCUCAGUUAGUGGGGCCAGUCAAGGAUUUUGUAGCUCCUUUGCAGUCUGAGUUGUCUGGCUCAGAGAGAAAGGAUAGAGAGUUAAAGCAAAGGAUGCUUCAACGGAACAAGCAAGUCUUAAGAGAUAGGUUUGAUGACUGGGAAGAAGCCUAUCAACGUGAACAUGAACAGCGGAGAAUAGAUGAAAUGUUCAUGAAUGAAGCACUUUUGGAAGCUAAGAAGGCUGGUGAUACAUGGGAGGUCCCUGUUGGUGCUGUUCUAGUGCAGCAUGGGAAAAUUAUUGCUCGAGGGUGCAACUUAGUGGAAGAAUUACGGGACUCCACUGCUCAUGCAGAAAUGAUUUGUAUACGAGAAGCUUCAAACCUUCUUCGGACAUGGAGACUAUCUGGCACCACACUUUAUGUAACGCUUGAACCAUGUCCUAUGUGUGCUGGUGCUAUCCUUCAGGCAAGAAUAGACACUCUUGUGUGGGGUGCUCCCAAUAAGCUUCUUGGAGCUGAUGGUAGCUGGAUUAGGCUUUUCCCGGACGGAGGAGAAAAUGCAUCAGAAGCAAGAGAUGUGCCACCUGCCCCAAUUCAUCCAUUCCAUCCAAAGAUGAAAAUAAGAAGAGGGGUCUUAGCCACAGAGUGUGCAGAUGCAAUGCAGCAAUUCUUUCAGCUAAGAAGGAAAACGAAGAAAGAGGAAACCCCAAAGGACCCUUCUUGUCUCCCUGUUUCUCACCACCACCCUUCCAAAAUACUCAACAAGAUACAUGACGUUUUCCACAUAAUGUUCUGUUUAUAAAACAACCUGACACAUUUUUUCCAUGUUUUAAACGAGCUGUAAAAUUUUUUUGAACUUGAAUGAAUAUGGUCAUUUGUGAAAAGUACAAUGUUCGAUU
This is a messenger RNA of Vigna angularis (adzuki bean), 5046 nucleotides long. Its product is annotated as tRNA(adenine(34)) deaminase, chloroplastic. Gene Ontology annotation, cellular component: chloroplast. The transcript has 5 exons. The coding region runs from base 1068 to 4949 and encodes 1293 amino acids. The record is from RefSeq and is a predicted model, not a curated record. NCBI's taxonomy places the organism in Eukaryota, Viridiplantae, Streptophyta, Magnoliopsida, Fabales, Fabaceae. Gene Ontology annotation, molecular function: tRNA-specific adenosine deaminase activity. Gene Ontology annotation, biological process: tRNA wobble adenosine to inosine editing.